AUAAUGAAUGAAUGUAAGCCAGUACUUUGUCUAGCUCCUAGGAGGUGCUCCCAAAAUGGAGUGGCCACUGUCAUCCCGUCAUCUUCCAUCUUUUCAGAAAGAUGAAGUGACAGACUCGAGGCACAGCAAGAAGUGACUGAACUCAGUAUGGAGUCAUGUGCUUUUCGUGGUGUUGGCAACGGAAGGCACCUUUGCUAGGGCCCCUGGCUUCGCACCCCCUUCCAGAGCUCCACAGGCCCAACCCAGUUCUAGAACAAUCCCUGAGGAAAGCCACGUCUCAGUCAGGGCUCAGAUGGAAGGGACUCAGGCCGAGACACUGUCCCCACCCCAUAAAUCCCCACCCCAUGAGUCGUGAUGAUCGAAUCUUUGGGCCCCAGUCAUGCUAGGCAAGUGCUCUGCUAUUGGGUUCCAGCCCCAGCCUCAGGUAGGGUUUGUUUAAGGACCUUCACAAGAAGCCAGUCAAUCCUGUUGAGGCUCACAGACCAGACCCGAUAUGGAUGAAAUAAAACUCACAAUUGCUUGGGACAGAAACUCAAGUCCUGCCAGCUUUAAAGAGGACCUCUAGGUUCCGCUACUGACAGUAGCCCGUCUGAAGGAACAAUACCAGCAAUCUCCCUCAGGCAUGUGCCUCCACCUUAGAAGGCUUUGCCAACUUGAAGGUGAGAUGGCCACUGUCCCUUAGCAACCCUGGGGACCGGGAGUUUUGUUACUUGGGCUUAUGGGUUUUUUGGGUUUUUUUGUUUUGUUUUGUUUUGUUUUAAGACAGGGUUUCUCUGUAUGUCCUAGAACUCACUCUGUAGACCAGGCUGGCCUCAAACUCACAGAGACCCACCUGUCUCUGCCUCCCAAGUGCUGGGAUUAAAGGCAUGUGCCAUUAUACCUAGCCAACCGGAAAAUAUUCCAACAGUUCCAGCAAAAGGGGUCAGUCAGGGUUUUCACUGCCUCCUGAUGUCAUCUGUCAUGCUGAGAAAACCACUGUGGUGUAAGCAGAAAAACAAGACAGGAGCUCCCGGACCUGGGAGACAGUUCCCAGGCUGUUGUUUCCUCAUGGUUCUCGGCCCUUUCUGGCCCAUCCUCUCUCUGUUUCCAAGGCUCCUCCUUCCCACUCUGUCUUCUCUGGAAGCAGGGAGCGUGGGGCCUGUGCAGAAGUUUGUCACCUGGAGACUGAGACGUGAUCGGGAGAAGGGCCGGGCCCUGCUCUCUGCCAGGUCUGGAAGCCCCUCUGGCCAGCUGCCCAAUGUGGACGAGCAGGUGCAGGCCUGGGAAAGUCGACGGCCCCUCAUUCAGGACCUGGCCCGGCGGCUGCUGACGGAUGAUGAAGUCCUAGCAGUCACUCGCCACUGCUCCCGGUAUGUCCAUGAGGGUGGUGUGGAGGACCUGGUGCGCCCCCUGCUGGCCAUCCUGGACAGACCGGAGAAGCUGCUGCUGCUGAGGGACAUCAGGAGUGUGGUGGCCCCCACGGACCUCGGCCGCUUUGAUAGCAUGGUGAUGCCUGUGGAGUUGGAGGCUUUUGAGGCUCUCAAGAGCAGGGCAGUUCGGCCUUCUGCUUUGAGACCAACCAGGCAAGACACGCCACCCAAGCGUCACCUCAUCACACCUGUGCCUGAUAGCCGUGGAGGCUUCUACUUGCUGCCAGUGAAUGACUGCUCAGAAGACGACCAUGGUGAGAUCCGGGAGAGGCUGGGGGGCCUUAAGGUCUCCCUCAGUGCCUCUGCCCCUCGCCACCACCAUAAAGGAAUCCCCCCUCUACAAGAUGUACCAGUCGAUGCCUUCUCUCCUCGCCGCAGCGCAUGUACACCCCCUCCCCAGCCGCCUCCUGUGGCUCCCCGGCCUCCCAGGCCUAACUGGUUACUGACAGAACCCCCAAGCAAAGAGGAGGAGGCUCAGCAGAACCAGAGCCAGACCCCAGCCCAAAGCCGCAGUCGCAGCCGCAGCCGAGGUCGAGGCAAGUCCCCUGGGCGCAGGAGCUCCCCACCCCCAGGACCCAUCACCACUGCUACCACAGCCAACGGGCGAUACCACAGGCCUCGGAAGGCAAGGCCCUUGCUUCCACGACCUCUGGACGGGCAGGAGGUCAAAGUGGAAGCUAGGCCAGGGCCCUUGGAGAAUGGAGUUAAUGGGAUGGCUGAGGAGACGACCAAGAAAGCCUCCACUGGAGAGCUGAGGACAGUCACGCUAUCUAAGAUGAAGCAGUCUUUGGGCAUCAGCAUCUCUGGGGGUAUCGAGUCCAAGGUGCAGCCCAUGGUGAAGAUAGAGAAGAUCUUCCCGGGAGGUGCGGCUUUCCUCUGCGGGGCCCUGCAGGCUGGCUUCGAGCUGGUGGCAGUGGACGGGGAGAGCCUGGAGCAGGUGACCCACCAACGAGCCGUGGACACCAUCCGCAGAGCAUAUAGAAACAAGGCUCGGGAGCCUAUGGAGCUUGUGGUCAGGGUCCCUGGGCCUGGCCUGCUGCCCUUAUCCUCUGCUUCAUUGGCCUUUAAGGAUCAGAGCCUUCCCGCUGACGGUUCCUCUGCCCACGGACCCCUUGAUAAUACCCCAGCCCACCACCAGCUGCCACCCCCUGAGGCUGGGCAAACUACAGCAGACUCCCAGCCCAGCCCUUCAGGCUCCUCACAGUACCUCCAAACUCUCCCCUCUUAAGGGUUCCCAUGACCCUUCCCACUGACCCUAAGAAUUACUGCUGCCUCCAGGUUUUCUGCAAUACCGAGGCCCCUUUGUCCUAUCUGCCUGCCUGCUGAGAGCACACUUGUGGCUCCGAUCCACUGCGGGCUAUCAGAAAGGCUCUGGCCUUUGGAGAUAGAUGUCCAAGGACAAGGUUCUAGUGGGCAACUGUGUCAUUUGCAUUCCCUGAUCCUGGACCGCUUCACAGUGAGGGGACAGAGAAACUCAAGUCUGAAGUUGUGAGGUUUUAUGAUGCCUCUGGCUUCCCAUAUUCUGAGGGGCUUAAACUCUGAGGGUCCUCAAGGAGGUCACUGCAUCCAUACCCCUGUCUCAAGCAGCAUUCAGUGCAAAGAACAGGAUGGAAAGCUUUUCUAACUCGUCAAACCUGGCUAAGACUCACAUUGUGGGCCACGAGGACCUCUGACUCCACUGGGUUAGCUCUACUACCCUUCCUCCCUGUAAGAACUUCAUGAGGUCGAACAGUAGCCAGCAAGCAGAGGGGACAGAUGUCCCAGACAGAUGUCAAACAAGUUCCCUAUGGUUCUUUAUCCAGCAUACUUUUUUUUUAAAAACAAAAUUUUUUAAAUGUUUUCUUUGGGUUUGUACAAGAAAUUUACAUGUGAAAAAUAUACAAGUGAAAACGAAGCCAUAAACCUGGUAAUAGGAGGGGCUGCUUGGUCACAAACACAAAUAAACAAGACAUUGCUGAGUUC
Messenger RNA from Myodes glareolus (Bank vole), 3371 nucleotides. Lineage: Eukaryota; Metazoa; Chordata; Mammalia; Rodentia; Cricetidae. The record is from RefSeq and is a predicted model, not a curated record.